CGGAUGUGACAAUGUAAAAUGUAAUUCGAGGGUUUAGGGCCAAUGCCUGCGUUUCAAACUCAAAGUAGACAGCCCUUAAACCCUCAGCCCUUGGGGGAAUCCCCGCGGACAUAUUUGUCAUCAGUACAAAAUGUAUUUUUAUUUGAUUGAACCCUUAUUUUACCAUGGAGAGUUGACUGAGAACACAUUCUCAUUUACAGUAACGACCUGGGGAAUAGUUACAGGGGAGAGGAUGGGGAAUGAAUGACCCAAUUGUAAACUGGGGAUGAUUAUGUGACCAUGAUGAGCCAAGCAAGGGAAGUUCGCAACGUAAGCCCCUCAGCCCUCAUUUCUAAUAGUUUGCGAGUGUACAAUUAUGUUCACUUCGGGGCCUGAAACGCCCCAUAAUUCAAUUUGCGAUGAUUGUACAUCCCCUAAAAAAAAUAUGCCAAAACGUUAUACCUCAAUGUCAAUAUUGAGUCAACAUACAAGUGUAAGUAAAAACGAAUGUAAAUAAGUUAGAAAUUGUGCUAUUAAUGCACAAACACGUCUCAUAAAAGUAAUUACGUUUUUGUUUGGUUAACUUUUGGAAAUUGUAGAAAUAAAACCUUGUCCUUCGGAAGUAGCUAGGCAGGCUAACUGUAUUUAGCUAAUUAAUUUGCUAGCUAUCAGACAUUAGACGCAUAAUAAUAAUUAUAUAGUUAAUAUAAGUAGACAUGCAAUCAUAAUUGACUGUAGAGUAUAUAAUGCACCCACAAGCUUCCGGUGGCUGAAAAAACAAUCAUCGCGGGAUGAACGAGUGACAAAUUUCCUGGCAAGGGCGGUCCAUUUAAAAAUCAUUCCUUCGUCCAUCGCCCCUUACCCUGCAAGUGUAUACUCGUCAGACGUUAUGGAACGUCACUAGAAGUGUCCACUUAUUUUGAGGGCUGAGGGGAUUGGGUGUGUCUUUUAAGUGUUUGGAAUGCUGCCAUUGUUUCUUGUUUCUGUUCUCGGUCAGUUUUUCACUUCUUAACCACGUCGGUCAACAAUCAUCCACAACGAAGAUGGCGGCUUGCAGGGAGACGAGACGUAACUGGACAAUUCACUGUGCAUUUGCUGUGUUUAUCUUGUUCGAACUAUUUCCUCUCAACUGUAUUUCGGCACCGCUGGAACCCGAAAACGAUUCAGUUGAGGUUCAACCACCUCUGAAUCCAGGAGUUGUUGGUUUGGAUCACUCCUUGCCUUUGGCAACCGUCAGCAAGGGUGCAGCAACAGCCGACAGCACUGGUACAACAGACAGCAAGGCAGACACCGUAACUAAUGACAAAGCUAGAACAUCUAUCAAUGUUGAUAAAACAGCAGUCAUUAAGGCUGUAACAUCAGACCUAAAGGAUGCUGCUGCUACAUCCAAUGAGAGUGCUACGCCUAUCAAAGACGCUACCACACCCAUCAAGGAUGCUACCACACUUUUAGAUGCUACCACACCUUUAGAAGACGCUACCACACCCAUCGAGUAUGCUACCACACCUUUAGAAGACGCUACCACACCCAUCAAGGAUGCUACCACACUCAAUCAGGAUGCACCCAUUGAUGGCGUUACAGCAUAUGUCGCACUGGACACCAAAGGGGAGGUUAUAGCUGAAUCCCCUGCCAUUAUUAAUAAAACAACUGUUGGCAAGGAAGCAGGACAGACUACUCAAGAACUACUUCCCAAUCCCACUGAUGCAGAUGCUGCUGCCACCUUUACCAUGGCUGCAGAUCCAGCCAUCAGCACCAUCACAUUCAAGCCCACCCUGGAGAAACUAAGCUCUGCCUCCAACACCAAGCUUGUCGGUCACAUGAACCCUACAGAGGAUGAUCAAGAGGACAAUCUAGAGUCCCAGGCAGAGACUGACGUGUACGACAGAGAAAAUGACGACGAUGACGGCGACUAUGACCUGGGGCCAGCAGUUAAGGCUUCUCUGAACUUCAACGACGAGGAGGAUGACAUCAUGGUGGACGCAGACAAUGAACCGGUAGUGCUCAGACCAGCAGAGAAUGCUGGGAAGAUAGACGUGCGUAUGAAGGACACCAACAUCUACACCAUCCAGGAUGAGGACUCGCACUUCUUCUUCCACUUGGUCAUCCUGGCCUUCCUGGUGGCCAUCGUAUACAUCACCUACCACAACAAGAGGAAGAUCUUCCUCCUGGCCCAGAGUCGGCGCUGGAGGGACGGCCUGUGCUCUCGCAACAAUGUGGAGUACCAUCGGCUGGACCAGAAUGUCAACGAUGCCAUGCCUUCCCUCAAGAUGACUCAAGAUUACAUUUUCUGAGCAGAGAGUUUUGAAAUUAUUUAUUUGGGUGACAAUUACACUGGUCUAUAUGAAAAACAUUCCACCAUGUUUAAGCCUUACUGUCUUUUAAUAUAGUUUUGCUCUCCUUUUUUUGUUGCAGAUUACACACACAGAAAAUUUGGAUGUAUAGAUUGUCAGAAUCAAUAUCAAGAUAAAUAUGUUGUGAUACUUUGCUUGUUAGUAACUAGUUUGCCUAGCAAUGAAGGAAGGCUAUUUGUAGUUAUUAGCCACAAAGCAUUUGUAGUUGUAGAAGUUAAUAUUGUAGGAAUACAGUAUACUACACCAGCGUUUCCCAAAUCCUGUCCUCCAGUACCCCCCCCCAAAACAUAUUUUUGUUGUGGCCCCGGACAUGCAAGCACACCUGGUUUCUACUUGUCAACUAAUCAAGCCCUUGACAAGAUGAAUCAGGUGGGGGGGUACUGGAGGACUGGAGUUGGAAAACUAUACUACAAUUAUAGACCUUUAAUUUAAAAAAAAAUGCAGAUUUUUUUUUUUUUUUACAGCAAUACUGACAAUUAUUUAUGUUGUGGUUCUUUCUUACGCUAAAUCCAUUCUCCCUUGACUUUUGUAGACAUGCAUGAACACACCACCACAUUGAUAUGGUGGCAGUUAUUCCUUAUUGUAUUUUUCUGUAAUCUGGCAUUGUACUUGUUUUAACACUUUGCCCAGAUUGCUAUACACUUAUCCCAGGACUGGUCCUCCUUUCUAUUUGUUUGGUCCUUCAUUAUUCUCUUUUUAUCAGAAAUCUGCACUCUUCAUGUGGCCUAAUGUGCAUGUAAAGCACCACUUGGACACCGAUUACCUUAGAUCAAUCAGCUCUCUGCCACGCUCUGGGGGCAUUAGCAAUCCCAAAUGGCACCCUAUUCCUUAUGUAGUGCACUACUUUUGACCAGGGCCCUAUGGCUUUGGUCAAAAGUAGUGCACUGUGUAGGGAAUGGGUUACCAUUUGGGACGUAGGCUCAGUCUGGAGGAAACGAUAACCACCGUUGCUCACUCGUCAUUACCUUAACGAGCCUUCAGUUCUAAUGCCAUUAUCCUGUGACAUGAAUCCAGAAUUAUCAAUUCUCAUGCACUUGUCAAUCGCUGUUAAAUUUCCACUGUCUCUUCAGUACAGAGAAGAAGCAUUAGCCUGAGUGCCAGUCUGUUUAUGCUAACGUGCCAACUUGUCACUCAUUGUCAUGACGAGCAUGUUUGCCUUGACAAUGAGCGAUGGCAUUGGAAAGGGCACAAAGGCUGCGUCUACACAAGCAGCCCAAUUCUGAUAUUUUUUCCACUAAUUGGUCUUUACACCAAUUACAUCAGAUCUUUUUCAGAGCUGAUCUGAUUAGUCAAAAGGCCAAUUUAAUCAACAAAAUAUCAGAUUUGGGCUUCCUGUGUAAACAGCCUAAAUCUGGGAUGAGGCUAAAACAUUGUAAAUAGGUGGUGGAUUUCAGCUCUGUCAGGAGCUGUGCGCACUCUGGUGUCACGACAAUCGCUAAAGCAAGAGAUUGAGAUGUCAUGCAUGGAACAGAUACGGUGUUGUGUAGCUUUCAUAUAGCAUGUGGUGGAUGAACACUGCUUUUGCAAUCAACUGUAGAGAUUCUAUAAAGCACAAUUGUAUAUGGGUCCCUUUGUGUCUCUUGGUAAUGCUUCAUUUGCUACUAAAUAAAUGUUAAUCUGUU
This is a messenger RNA of Oncorhynchus masou masou (cherry salmon), 3952 nucleotides long. Its product is annotated as trans-Golgi network integral membrane protein 1-like. Bases 1023 to 2270 code for a protein of 415 amino acids. The transcript is spliced from 4 exons. The record is from RefSeq and is a predicted model, not a curated record. Lineage: Eukaryota; Metazoa; Chordata; Actinopteri; Salmoniformes; Salmonidae.